GUUUGUUUGAGCUCACUUUCUCAAAAUGGCGAGCCAAGCACCUUACGAGAGCGCAAGCUCGCUAUAUCUUCCAUCUACCGAUUUGACCCCCUAUCAUCCAUUGCCAGAGGAAAUCCUUCAAAUGUCCGAAGCUGAGACAGCAUGUCAGUACUGUGGAAUAUCAUACCUUCUUCUGACAAAGUAUGAGCGUAUGCAAGAACAUGUCAAGGGAUUGGAAAAGGACUUGCGCAGCAUGCAGGAUUAUGCUCGUGAGAGGCCUGAAUUACUAGCUCGAAUGGAUUCAUUAAGCGACGCACAACAAAAAGCCGCUCGGAAAAAUGAGGCAUUAGAGGAACAGUUGAAGAAGGUGCAGGAAGAUGCACAGAAAUCUCGAAUGGCUUUAGAAGAUGCGCAGGCCGAGAAUCAAAGGGUUACCAAUGACCUAGAAGUAUCGCGACAGAAAUAUUCAAAAGCAAAGGAAGAUCAGCGACGGCAAAUACACGAGCUUGUCCAAAUUCUCACGAGUAUACGCGCGGAACUUUUAGAUCAACGAAAGCAAGUCAAUAUAGUGAAGGCAGAUGUGCGACAGACGUAUUCGCGCAACCUCCGAGAGAUCCUGCCAACCGUUCAGCAGGGGUUGACCGGCCAGUUUAAUUCCUAUCUGCGUAAACAGUGUGAAGCGGUUCGAAAGGCAACGCAGCUGAAAGCUCAGGGGGAUAUGGGGAUUCUGCAAAAGGAGUUGGAUAACCUACGAGGGGAAUUGCAGGACAGCCAAGACCGAAAUGAUCGCCUUAUGCAUGAUAUAAACAUCCAGAAACUGGAAGCAUCCGAGCAUAUAAAUACGCAAAAAAAUUACGCCCAAGGUUUACAAGCGACUUGCUUGAAAUUGGAGGACCAGCUGCAUGCCGCAAAUACCCUGGUUGCGGACUUGACGCAUGAACGUGAUAAGCUCCGCACCCGAAUGCAUGAGCUAGAGAGCCGCUUUUCUCAAGAAAAAGAUCUUCAUCAGAAAGACAUAUGUGCUCUCGAGAACAGGAUCGCCGUGUUGGAUGGGAAAGUUGCACUCAAGGAGAGAGAAUUGAAAGAAGCAUUGGACAGGUUCAAGGAAGAGCGGAGGUCUCUGGAGGAAGGAGGCACUGCUCUCGCCAAUGCUCACAGAGCCAUGGCGCAAAAAGAUGAACAAGUCCACGUUUUGGAGCGCACUGUCCGGGAUCUUCAUUCGACAAUGCAAGGCUUACGCGCGGAAAGGCAAAAAACCAUCGAAGCGCAUCAAAGUAGGAUAAAACAGCUUCAAGAUAAGUUCCUGGAAGACAUCAAAGAAGCCGGACGAACGGAGGCCGACAAACGUGAAGCAGAACUUCGCCGAACCUUGACAGCUGAUAAAGAGGAAGCACUUCGACAUCUCAGAGAGACUUUGAAUACGGAAAUGAAUGUUGCGCGGGAUCGUCUGCAGCGACAAAUUGAUGCAUUGCGGCUCGCGAAAGAUGAAGCAGAUCUUCGGGCGGCUCGCCAAGUGACGCACGCUGAAGAAAAUUGGGAGCGAAAGUACGCCGUAUUGAAUGAGCAGCUCAGCAAGUUGCAGUCAUCCAAUGCCGCAGACUUCGCUCACUACCAAGCGCGUAUUCGGGCCCUCGAGGAACAAUUGGCACUGACAUCCGCUCGUCCAUCCUCGCAACCAUGUACUGAUCCCAAGGAGCUCGCAGAUUUGAAAUCAACACUGGCCAAAAGAGAAGCCGAAAUUAAAUUCCUAAAGGAAACGGUUCGAUUGGAAUGUGAGGAGCGGAUGGAACUCCUUGCAAAGCUUUCAAUCAUCCAACGCGGAGGAUCUGGCGAGAAGGGUGCCACAACGCCUCAGGUCAAUUAUCGCCCAAGUAGCGCUACCCCACAAAAGUUAUCACAGACACAGUCGAUGCCGCAUCUGCCCCCUGCACGCGAAAUGACGAGCCCAUCAGACCCAGGGGAGAAAACAUUCCAGGCGCUCAUGAAAGCGGCAGCAGCUAAAAAGGGUAAGGUCCUGGCCGCACGAUCGAGUGCGGACCUGAGGAGUAGUGCAGUAUUAGCCAGGGGGGCGGCAACCAGGUCGUCGUGGAGUAUGGGCACUGGAAGAAGAAAAUAAAUUGUGUACUUUUUUUUUAGCUAUCUACAUGGUGUUGAAGGAUGAAGCCCACUUCUAUGCCAUCUAAGUCAAAAUCUUCCUAAUAAUUGAUAUCUCUUGGCUUCAUAUGAAACCCAUUUCACAU
Spizellomyces punctatus DAOM BR117 is the source of this 2219-nucleotide messenger RNA. RefSeq lists its product as uncharacterized. The coding region runs from base 26 to 2095 and encodes 689 amino acids. The record is from RefSeq and is a predicted model, not a curated record. The transcript is spliced from 13 exons. NCBI's taxonomy places the organism in Eukaryota, Fungi, Chytridiomycota, Chytridiomycetes, Spizellomycetales, Spizellomycetaceae.